Molecule: messenger RNA, 249 nt
Organism: Macrosiphum euphorbiae (potato aphid)
Lineage: Eukaryota; Metazoa; Arthropoda; Insecta; Hemiptera; Aphididae
Source: the annotation of a GenBank genome assembly
AUGGAUGAACAGUUACAAUAUCGUGCAACAAUACUUUCACUUCCAAAAAAUAUUAAAACGCGACUAAAUAUUUAUGGUUACAAACCAACAUUACAAGUAGGUGAGCAACGGGUAAGAGCGUCAGGAAGAUGUCAAUUUUGUGACCGCCAACGUGACAGAAAAACUACAAAAGUAUGCACUAACUGUGCAAAACUUAUAUGCAGAGACCACUUAGUAGAAGUAUGUCCAGAGUGUUUCAGUGAGAUGUAA